AUAACUAGUUUAAGGAAAUUAUUAACCAGAUGUUUAAACUAUAAUUAGUUUAAGGCAAUUAUUUUCAUACUCUUAAUUGUAGUCAGUUAAAGGAAGCAACAGAACAGCAACUACUCAUCGUCAGUAUCCUUGCUGCUCAAGAUCUCAUCCAAGAUGGCAUCAGACCAUGUAUUGGUGACGCAAAGAAGACUUGAUGAGGCAAUUCCUAUUCUGGCCACGGUAGGUAAUGACGAGUUGGCCACAACUUUGGUGGCUGAUUGUAUAAAUCGUGUAGCAGAAACCUGGGAUGUGGAUAAAUUGAAGAGACUUUUGAUCCCACAAGAUGUGGCUCAUGUCUUGAGGUUACCAAUUAAUUUGAAAAGAGCCCUUAAAGGAGAUGAGGCAAAGCCGGAGAAAAUGAGUGACAAUGAUUGGCAUGAGUUGUGCGAGAAGUGUGUCAGUACCAUCCGAUUGUGCAUUGCAGACUCUGUCGUUAAUUGUGUUAUUGACGAGGAGUCUCCGGCGGCGAUAUGGGAGAAGUUGGAAAAGCUGUACAUGGCGAAAAGCUUGACCAACAAGCUUCUUUUGAAGAGGCGGUUGUAUCGGUUGCGGAUGGAGGAUGAGGACACCUUGGUUGGACACAUGAAUGUGUUCAACGGUUUAAUAGACGAGUUGAAAUGGGUUGAUGUUAAAAUCAGUGAAGAGGAUCAGGCAUUGCUUCUCCUUAAUUCUCUCCCGGAUUCCUAUGAGAUUUAUGUGGAUACAAUAUUGUGCGGGAAGGACACGAUUACCUUGGAGCAGGCACAAUCAGCAUUAUUGUCAUUUGAUGCAAGGAGGAAAGACAAAGCUGGGGUACAGAGUGACGAUGCAGUCGCGGCGAUUGCUCAUGGUGGUGGGAGAGGUCGUUCGUCUAUUAGGGACUACAAAUCAAAGCACGGAAGGUCCAAGUCCCAGAACGCACCUAAGAAUGAGGUGCGUUAUUACAAGUGUGGCGAGCUCGGGCAUAUUAGGAGGGAUUGUCCUAAGAAGCGUGAGGGGAAAAAUGAUGCCAACUUGGUUCGAGAUGGAGAGACUGGUAGUUCUCUCGGAAAUGAAAGUGACGAGUUGUUCAUGGUCGCUAACAGUUAUGAUGAAGCUUCCGGCAAUGAUUGGGUGCUUGAUUCUGCAUGUGUGAGUCACAUGUGUUCAAGGAAGGAACAUUUAAAGACACUUCAGGAAGGCAUGACUAAGAUUUUGAGGUUAGCGGAUAACUCGACGGUGGCGGUCAUGGGUGUUGGAGUGGUGAAAAUGAAAAUGUUCGAUGGGGUAGUGAGGACUUUGGGUAAUGUGGCGUAUGUUCCCAAGUUGCGGCGGAAUCUCAUCUCACUUAGUCAAUUGGACUCCGAGGGGUACGAGUACAAGGCUCGCAGGGGAGUGGUUAGAGUGACUAAGGGUAGCACAGUUGUGAUCAAGGGGGAGCUAGAUCAUGGUUUGUAUCGUAUGGUGGGUCAUACGGCUAAAAAUGGCUUAGAUCAUAAAAGUAGUCGUCGUGUCUCAUUUGGUGUGGCAAUCUUAGGUAAAGGGGGUGAUCCCGCGGCUUGCAAUUCUUUACAGGAGUUGCUUCAGCUUCGAUGCCCCUCCUGGAGCUGCAUUUGGUGUCUUGGAUAUGUUGGGCCAUCUGGAAGUCGUGCAACACUAUUGUGUAGGAGUUUAAAGUGCCGAUGCCCAACUCGACAAAGCAGCUUAUUAUGGGAAUGGAGUCUCAAUGGGCUAGUAAAAAUGAAGGAUUUUGAUAGCAAGUGUGUUCCUCCCGUCGUGAGGUGGGAUAACCACUUUUCAUUCAGUUGUGCUCUCUCUAAUCCUAGAGGUGUGUUUGUGGCGGGGCUGAGUGGGAGGAGGCAGGGGGUUCAAAACUCACUUUUUGCGGAAGCUUUGCAUGUAUUGCGAAAAGGCUAUAGCUGGCUGAGGGAUCGAGGAGACUUUGGUCUGUGCACUUAAUAAUCAAAGGAAGGGGCUAUCGUGGCUCAUUUUAUCUUGGUUCUAUCGUGGAAGCAUGUAUGGAUAUGACACUAACCUUUUCUCAUUUAUCUUUUCACUUUAUUCGUAGAGAAUUGAACAUUGUAGCCCACACUUUGGCUAGAUGUUGUGAUGUUCAAUCCCAUUUGUUGGGAUCGUGUUCCGCCAAAUUGUAUUGCUCAUUUGAUCUCAUAUGAAAGAUAAUCUCUUUUUCUUUCAAAAAAAAGGUGAGCCAAUU
Messenger RNA from Cuscuta campestris, 2212 nucleotides. The record is from the annotation of a GenBank genome assembly. Lineage: Eukaryota; Viridiplantae; Streptophyta; Magnoliopsida; Solanales; Convolvulaceae.